GCCGCACAAAGAGCAACGCUAGCUAUCCGCAAAAAGGCGGCCGACGUGUGUCUGUACUCUGUAAUACCGCUGCGAGCGCUGCGAACUGCGCGCCUGCAACUGCGCUGCUGCGCCCUGCGAACUGCGCUGCUGCACAUUGCCAGCUGAGGCAAAAGGUGCACGCCGUCGCAGCGCUCGAAGCCUUCGCGCGCGCGGAAGUAUUAAUGGACGAAAGCGCGUCGCGCGAAGAGGAAAAGGCGUGGCGCGAGUCCUUCGUCGGCCUGCGCGUGGCACUCCCGGACUACCAGGGCGGCGGCCACGGCGUCAUCAAAGCCGUCGUGGGCCAAGUCGUACAGGUCGUUGUGGGCGACGACAACGUGGGUUGGAAUCGGAACGCGGAGUUGGUCGUCACUUCGCACCUCGACGAACUCGAGGAAGCACCCGAGGAAGGAAAGUGAGAUGGACGUGGCCAGCGCGCUGGCGAGCGUGGCCUCCCGGAAGCAGCUGCGAAGGUUGGGAGGCGCGCUCGAGCUGUCGGUCGACGAUGGCGGCAGCCUCGACGAAUUAUUAUCAUUAAACGCCACGACGGUCGACGACGCGAUGCUGAGCGUCCUGGGAGCGGAAGGCGCAAUGCGAGCGCGGUCGCGGCUCGACGAGCUGCGCGCGGCUCCCGAAGAGCCGCCCUUGCCGCCGCCAGACCCGGCGCGCGCCGUCCGGUCGCCGUCGUCGUCGCGGCCGAAGACAGUCAGUGAGGGCUGCUGCGUCGAGUGCUCACAGCCUUCACCAUAUAUCUUCCCGCCGCUCGCGGUGCGGCUCUGUGAGUCGUGCGAGCGCCUACCAAGGUAUGCGCUCGUUACCGCCGACUUGGCACGACACGUCUACGCCCUACGAGACGACGAAUUUCCGCGCGGAUGGCGCUCAACGGGCGGCGACCAAGUGUACCUCCGAUCUGAAUGCGAGGCCGCGGCGUCCGGCGUUGCGGCACGGAAGCGCGCCGCCUCGGCGAAACAAUGGCGCGCCGAGACCUUCAAGAAAGUCGGGGGCAAUACGGUACGAUGGAAGGAGUUAAACACCGCGACGUUCCAGAAGCAGCGCGCGAACCGCAAGCACAUCGGCUUCUCAGACGCGCCCGACGUCGCGGCGGAGUGUAUGGACCUUUCGUGCCUCGUCCGAUGCGACGCGGCGAUGUAAUUCAUAAGUACUAGUUUUACCCACA
Messenger RNA from Pelagomonas calceolata, 1195 nucleotides. The record is from the annotation of a GenBank genome assembly. Lineage: Eukaryota; Pelagophyceae; Pelagomonadales; Pelagomonadaceae.